CGUUCCUCUUCCACACUUCAAUUCACAACUCCAGCUUUCGGCUUCAACUUUUCUGCAGUUUGCUUCACACAUUCUGCUUCUCGCAUUCCACAUCUCGCUUUCUCCUGCCUACAUCUUGUCCCCCUCCAGCUUCCUGUCGAUCCCCCAAUCUCAGCCGUAUUUGUUCAUCAAGUACUACAAUCAUGUCUGUACCCCCAUCAGCUGAGGCAUCUGGCCCAGAUGGCAUUUUCACCAGAUCAUCCACGGUCACCCCUACGCUCACCCCCACCGUCACCCCGCCGGGCAUGGCCACUGCUGCCCCCAAGACGAUGAUGACUAGGAACUACGACGCUCCUAUUAUUCUUAUCCCUCAACCAAGUGAUGACGCCAACGACCCAUUAAACUGGAGCAUCACCAAGAAGAUCAUUAUCUUCGCAUGCAUCUGCUUCGCGGGCUUUGCCGGCCAGAUGUCCCCCAAUUCUAACCAGCUGACCUUCGUCCUGCAAAUCCCUAACUAUGUCGGUAGGACCCAGGCCGACAUGCUCAACACCGUCGCAGCCGCUCUCGCCGGCUGGAUGCUGGGCCCCUUCAUCCUGGUCCCCUGGGCUGCCCUUGUAGGCCGCAGCUCCGUCAUUUUCUGGAGUUUGAUUGGAACCCUAGCCUGCCAGAUCUGGGCGGCUAAAAUGACCGGUCCCAAUGAUUUUAUCCCAUUCGCCAUCUCCCGCGCGUUCUGCGGCGUGUUUGGUGUCAUCCCCGCUACCCUCGGCACAGGCUAUAUCAUGGACAUGUUCUUCCUGCACCAGCGCGGAAAGGCCUUCGCGAUCUUUGAGGUGCUGAUUAUUUUUGCCGUUGUGGGCGGCGGUACCCUCGGUGGUUUCAUUGCUGAGUAUGGUCCUUGGAGCGAGGUGUUCUGGUGGACUGUCGGACCCGUUGGUGCUGCUGCCAUUGCCGUCUUUGUCUUUGUCGAGGAUACAACUUUCACUCGCGGUCCGAAUGCCGUUCAGCGCCCUCCACUGCCAAAAGCCUGGCUCGCCAACCGCGUUGCUACCUUCUUCCCUGGCAUCAAGACUCAGGCAGGUACCCUUGAUAAACGCGCAGCUGUGUUUCGCCGCUUCAUCGUCCCCCUCCAAAUCACCAUAACCCCUAUCACCCUCCUCAUCGGCACCUUCGUCUUCGUCGCCCUCGGCCUCCCCAUCAUGCAAGCCUCCACCAUCGCGAUCUACCUGAUGCCUCCCGUCUCCGCGGGCGGCUACGGCUUCUCCGCCCUCCAACUCGCCUUCUUCACCAUGACCGCGUGGGCCGGCAUAAUCAGCGCCCAGCUCUACGGCUACCUCUCCAACGACCGCAUCCCGCUCACCGUCGCGCGUCGGGUCAGCGGAAUCUGGCGCCCCGAGUACCGCCUAGCCAACACGCUGCUUCCCGGUUUCCUGCUCCCGAUCGGCCUUGCUAUCUACGGCGCGGGUCUGCAGUUGCACCUCCACUACAUGGUAUUGGCACUCGCGAGUUUCGUGAUCUGGUUCGCGGCUCUGUUGGCGCUGCCGGUUUGCUAUAAUUACAUUGUUGAGUGCUUCGUGCAGACACCUGUUGAGGCGUCAGUGGCGCUGAACUCGUACCGCAUUGCGUUUGGGCUGAUGUCGGUGUUUAUCAUCACGCAGUGGCAGGGCGCGGUUGGUGUGGGAUGGAUGUGGGGCAUGGGUUCUCUGUUUGUCCUGUUGGUGGAUGGACUGAUGGUGAUUGUGUUGCUCAAGGGACAUGAGGUCAGGAAGUACACGAGCCGUAUUAGCAGCACGAUUGCUGUUACGGAGGAUGGCCAGAAAAUCAUUGAGCAGCCACGUAUCAUUUAUAUGGCGGAUGUGGAGAGGGAACUCCGCUCUGUUAGGAUGAGAAGCUGCUGAUUUGCUGUUUCAGUGGACCUGGAUAAGGUGUGAGGAAGGAAAACAACAGGG
Pseudogymnoascus destructans is the source of this 1925-nucleotide messenger RNA. RefSeq lists its product as uncharacterized. Lineage: Eukaryota; Fungi; Ascomycota; Leotiomycetes; Thelebolales; Thelebolaceae. The record is from RefSeq and is a predicted model, not a curated record. Bases 183 to 1874 code for a protein of 563 amino acids. Gene Ontology annotation, molecular function: transmembrane transporter activity. The transcript has 3 exons. Gene Ontology annotation, biological process: transmembrane transport.